Messenger RNA from Mizuhopecten yessoensis (Yesso scallop), 795 nucleotides. Its product is annotated as beta-1,3-galactosyltransferase brn-like. The record is from RefSeq and is a predicted model, not a curated record. Gene Ontology annotation, cellular component: membrane. The transcript has 2 exons. NCBI's taxonomy places the organism in Eukaryota, Metazoa, Mollusca, Bivalvia, Pectinida, Pectinidae. Gene Ontology annotation, molecular function: hexosyltransferase activity. Bases 1 to 795 code for a protein of 264 amino acids.
AUGUUUUAUUUAAAUAUUGGACCAAGUGUUCAGCCAAAUGGAUGUAUAGCCGCAGAGGCGUUAUCAGGGUUCAAUUCGACCUUGUACUCGUUAGAAAACCCAAGAUGGCGAUCGGAACUACAGAUCGAGCAACAGGUGAAAGUGGCGAUACCAUUUUAUAAUAACCCAAACUAUACUUCAUAUCCACUGAAUAUCGACAUGAGGAAAUUUGUGAGGAAUCAUCGAGAAGGAUCGCAGUAUACAACGCCCAAAAUGAUCAAUGUGUAUCCAUAUAUGUUUAUCACAAAACCGGAAGUGACGUGUACAAACAGUACAAAAUUGUUGUUUGUUAUCAAAUCAGCACCAAAAAACAAAAGAGCUCGACAAGCUAUUCGUGACACGUGGGCAAAUGAGGAGAGUGUAUUCGGGAUAAAACGAGUGUUUGUAUUGGGAAGGACAAAGGUGUAUCAUAAUGAUGUUGAACAAGAAAUAAAGACACACAAGGAUAUACUACUUAUAGACUACGAGGAUAGCUACUACAUGAACACGUGGAAGUUACGUGGUGCUUUAAUCUGGGCCGGGAACUCGUGUACAGAAUGUGAUUACGUCAUGUUGGUUGAUGACGAUUAUUACGUAGCCACAGAUCUGUUACUACAGCAACUAGAGAUGACCGGAAACAGUAAUGAAUCUCUAUACAUGGGAUGGGAGCGGGAAUACCCGGGACCCUCCGAACGCAACUACCUGGUCGCCAAUCAUCGAAUUAGUCCAGUUCCACUACACCACGAAGACCAUCUCGUACCAUCAGACUUCCGCUAA